GGCGGCGGCGGCAUGGCGGAGAGCGAGGCCGAGACCCCCAGCACCCCGGGCGAGUUCGAGAGCAAGUACUUCGAGUUCCACGGCGUGCGGCUGCCGCCCUUCUGCCGCGGGAAGAUGGAGGAGAUCGCCAACUUCCCGGUGCGGCCCAGCGACGUGUGGAUCGUCACCUACCCCAAGUCCGGCACGAGCUUGCUGCAGGAGGUGGUCUACUUGGUGAGCCAGGGGGCCGACCCCGACGAGAUCGGCCUGAUGAACAUCGACGAGCAGCUCCCGGUCUUGGAGUACCCGCAGCCGGGCCUGGACGUCAUCAAGGAGCUGACCUCUCCCCGCCUCAUCAAAAGCCACCUCCCCUACCGCUUCCUGCCCUCCGACCUCCACAACGGCGAUUCCAAGGUCAUAUACAUGGCCCGGAACCCCAAGGACCUGGUGGUGUCCUAUUACCAGUUCCACCGCUCCCUGCGGACCAUGAGCUACCGGGGCACUUUCCAGGAGUUCUGCCGGCGGUUCAUGAACGACAAGCUAGGCUACGGCUCCUGGUUCGAACACGUGCAGGAAUUCUGGGAGCACCGCCUGGACUCGAACGUGCUUUUCCUCAAGUAUGAAGACAUGCACCGGGACCUGGUGACGAUGGUGGAGCAGCUGGCCAGAUUCCUGGGGGUGUCCUGUGACAAGACCCAGCUGGAGUCCCUGAUCGAGCACUGCCACCAGCUGGUGGACCAGUGCUGCAACGCUGAGGCCCUGCCCGUGGGCCGGGGUACGCGCCCCUGCCGCCUCCCUCCGCCUCUGCCCAGGGACCCCGCGCCCCGUUCCCCUCUCUGCAGUGUCCGUUAUCCCCACUCGGUGUUCGCUGCCCUGCAUCUCAUUUCUCCGGAGCCCUCUGCUCUGCAAGGGGCACGAAGGCCAUCUGAAGCCGGUGCCCGUGUGGAGCAGCGGUGUCCCCUCCCCGGGAUUUGCACUGUAACCGUGCAGACAGCGUUUUAGUCCCCAGGAGUGACUGUGGGAUGGUUCAGGCUUUGUGGGCAAGGUGUUUUCAAGCAGGUGCCUUCCCAGAUGGCCCACAGAGCAGAUCCUGGGGAUGGGUUGGACUAUGAAAUUUCGAAGCCCCAGGUGUGCAGAUGGACUCCUCACUCUUCAGCUGGCUGUGGGAGACUUACAGGAGGUGGGGGGAGGGUUCCCACCUGAGGAAGUGCCGUUCUCCUUUCUUCCCCUGAAGGGAGCUGGCGGCACAGGUGAGCAAGGGCCCCGCCUGAGGGAAGGCGAGUGCCUGAGCAAAGUGCAGGCUUCUCCCGGGGUUGGCCAGGCGGGCUCCGCAGAGGGAGGAAGUACGCUCCAGGGAGCGAGAGAGGUUCCUGGGGCCUGCAGCAGUUUGCGAUGGAGAAGAUGCUCCAGGCAGGAAUUCUCUCCAGAUCCACCUGGGUUGCUCUCUCUGUCCUCAAAGGCUCAUGGUAUCUGAAGCUGCUUGCUUGUGGGGAGCUCAGGCGUUCAAAGCCCCUGACCCCCAGGGUGGUGGCCGUGGCCAUAUAAGCCACCCUCUUGUAAGUAUGCACUGCCUGUGACAGUUGGCACUGUAGACCUGAAUUUGGAGCUUCCUCGGGUGAUGAGAAUGUCCGAGGGGAGGCCCAGAGAUGCUGCUGGAUCCUGCAGCACCUCUCAGAUGCAGGAGAGGUGCCUGGUGGGGAGAGGGGUGCUGGCUGCGUGCUGGGAGAGCCUUAGGUCAGGCCUCUGAGCUUCUGCAGCCUUUGUUCUUCCUCUAAGAAGGGCUGGUCACGGCUGCUGCUGGCCAGCAGGGCUGGAGGUCAAGUGGAAGGAAGGUCCCUUCCCGAGAGGGCCGAGCAGUCAGCUCCUCCAGGAAGACAGCAACUGAACCCAGAAUACCUCGUGAUUUAUUUCCUGGCUGCGUCUUCACAGUAUUUGUUAUUUAAAAUUUAUUUGCUCCUUUUCAGUUUUGUUUUCGCUGUCUUUUGUUAUCCUUGGAUGUGACCUUCUCCAGAAUACCCCUUUUGUUCCUUUGUGUGGUGAAGAAGCGUCGAGAACGUCUCGUGUGCCUGUGUGCUCCUUCUGACGUGUUUGCUUUAUCAUUGUUUACGUUGGUUUUGCUUCAUUUCAGUUUUGAUUUUGUUUUCUUUUAGCACAUUGCCUCUUUGCUCAGAAGACCUUCUUGCGUGAGUGAGCACGCAGGGGCUCGAGUAGCCAGCUGCACUGCUUAAAUUUGAUUCAUAUCCCAGCAUAAAUUGCACUGUCUUGAUUCCAAAUCCUAAACCAGGUGGGUGACACCUUUGAUGAGCUCUCAGCUGCCUCAGCUGAGAAAAAUAAUCAUGAAAAAAUAUAUUUAUAGUGUGCUUGGUCUAGAAGCUUCUAAUUUUGUCCCUUAGGUAUCAUUAGAGGGUAGCAAGAGCAAUUUUCCUUGUUUUUUCCCUCUCCAACACUGACAUAGAGUUUUUCAUUACCAAAGAGGAAAUCCUUGUGCUGGAUAUGUGAGCUCAGCAUUUUCAGGGUUGCAAUUUUAAACCUGAGGUCCUGCCAGGACAAGGACGACUGUUAAUAAUGGAGCUGUGAAGGAUAUUUGCUGGAGAUGGUCAGAGCUCUGGUCUCAGAUACGCUGAUGGUGAAAAGAAUUCUAAACGAGUAUUUCAGUCCCCCAGGUAGUUACUUAAAAGCAUAGGCAGCUCUCUGGGUGAUGUGUUCACGGCUCCCCGGGUGGGAGAGCAGAGUCCCCACUCCUGGCAUCUUCAUGGUCACCAUUCGUAUUUGACCAGACUGGCUGAAGAUUUUGUAGUUAACAAGAAAAGUAGGUUCAGGGCUUUUGGGGUCAUUUUGAGCUCUCUCUCCUUUUUGCCUAAGCCUUCAUAAAUUAACUGGUGGACCCGUGCCUGCACAUCAGUCUGCAGGCUCAGUGCUCCUUGACACCUGCCAGGAAAAGGUCUCGUCUUUUGGCCGAGCCUCGCUGCGCUGUGGCUGUGACAGAGCAGCUGGGGCCGCCGUGACUUACACCGGUGUGGAGUCGGGGGGUUCUCGAUGCGGCCUGCAGUGGCCAUCUGUUCUUGAAAGCUCCUUUACCCUGCGGCUGUUUCGUUCCCUUUAAAUUUCUCCCCGAUGUUGCACGGGCGGGCUUCUCAAAAUCUUCCCCCUUGACCCUGUCAGGAGGCUUCCUACUCGCCAUAAAAUGUUCUGCCUUUUUGGCUGAUUUUUUUUCCUUUUCAAAUUCUCCAGAAGCAAAUGCCGCCUUGGUGGCGCUGUUGAGCCGUGAGUGAGCUGUGGUGUGACGGAGGACCCAGAUCCCCACGAUGCCCAGAGCAGUAGAUCCAUUCCCCAGACGCUGUCCGUCCUCCGGACAGGACCCACCCGCUGUGUGCCUAGUGCUGGGGUUCAGCAGUGACGGGGGUGGAGGCCCUCCUCGCGGCCUCAGCUCUGCGCCUUCAGGGUGCUGGGCCCACCGAGCAGGAAAGGAUGUGAGGACAGCCCGACUCAGGGAAGUGGGUUCAGAGCAUCUGUAGUUCCGAUGGCCUGUCCUGCCCCCAUAGGCCAAGUUCAGAGGGGUCCCGGAAUAGAUCUGGAACCUCCCAGAUCCGUUUCCAGGGCUUCCUUUGGUUCGCUAACUGGCCUGACAGCAAGUGAAGUCAGCGUGUUCUGCUCUUGUUUGUGUUUCAGGAAGAGUUGGGCUGUGGAAGGACAUCUUCACCGUCUCCAUGAACGAGAAGUUUGACUUGGUGUAUAAACAGAAGAUGGGGAAGUGCGACCUCA
This is a messenger RNA of Diceros bicornis minor, 3741 nucleotides long. It is a transcript of the gene SULT4A1, whose product is annotated as sulfotransferase family 4A member 1. The record is from RefSeq and is a predicted model, not a curated record. Gene Ontology annotation, molecular function: sulfotransferase activity. Gene Ontology annotation, cellular component: cytoplasm. The coding region runs from base 13 to 981 and encodes 322 amino acids. The transcript is spliced from 6 exons. Gene Ontology annotation, biological process: sulfation. NCBI's taxonomy places the organism in Eukaryota, Metazoa, Chordata, Mammalia, Perissodactyla, Rhinocerotidae.